AUGGCUCCUUCGACGCAGCAUUACUGGAUCGUCUCUAUCCCAACGGAGAACAGCAGCAGGGGAGACGUUUUCCAAUCCCUCAAAUCCCGCAUUGCUUCCUCCAAUCGCGACUAUGCUGAAGUCUCUACCUUUCCAAUCCCGGCUUUCAAGAUCGGUACCCUUGAUUCGCUAGUAUCUCAAUCAGAGGAACUGGCGAAAAUCGAUGCGCAAUUUGAGGGCACGGUGUUAAAGGUAGUGGACGUGAUGAAGGGCGUGUUGCAGGGCGACGACGACAAGGUGAGGGAGCAAUGCGUGGUCAAUGACAGGCCUGUCGACUCAUACCUCACCUCCUUCUCAUGGUCAACCACCCGAUACCGCACGACACUCUCCAUCCCCGAACUCUCUUCCACCCUCACCAAGGAAAUGACCUCUCUCGACAUCGACCUUCGAACAAAAUAUUCGCAAUAUCAACAGGCCAAAGGCAACCUGUUGACAAUCCAAAGGAAACAAACCGGAAAUUUGAGUACAAGGAGCUUGGAGGGUCUGGUUCACAAGGAUGACCUCGUGUUGGAAAGUGAAUACAUGGAGACCCUGUUGGUUGCCGUGCCAAUCAAUGACCAGAAAGACUGGCUGAAGCAGUACGAGACUCUUGCACCCAUGGUCGUUCCACGUUCGUCGUCAAAAGUUGCAGAAGAUGACGAUUUCGCACUCUACAAUGUAACAGUCUUCAAGAAGUAUUCGCACCAAUUCUCGCAAAAGUGCCGUGAGCAUAAAUUCGUCCCAAGAGAAUACAAGUACGAUGAGAACGCCUUGGAAAACAGUCAGAAGGAGCAGAAGCAGCUGGGUGAGCAGGAGAAGAAGCUCUGGGGAGAAACUCUUCGCCUCGCCCGCACGUCCUAUUCUGAUGCAGUGACUGCCUGGGCACACCUCAAGGCUCUUCGUACAUUCGUCGAGUCCGUCCUCAGAUAUGGACUUCCACCGGAUUUCGUAUCUGUCAUCAUCAAACCAUACCACAAGCAAGAGAAGAAGGCAAAGAAGGAGCUGGACUCUGCCUACAGUUAUCUGGGUGGUCCGGCAUUCAGCGAGAAGAAGUCCAAGAGUAGGAAGGCAGACGAUGAUGACGCAGCGAUCGGCGCUCUGGAGGUGGAAUAUAGUCCAUACGUGUUCUACUCGAUGGUUGUCUAA
Molecule: messenger RNA, 1164 nt
Organism: Saitoella complicata NRRL Y-17804
Lineage: Eukaryota; Fungi; Ascomycota; Saitoellomycetes; Saitoellales; Saitoellaceae
Product: vacuolar ATP synthase subunit C
Exons: 3
Coding region: 1-1164 (387 amino acids)
Biological process (GO): proton transmembrane transport
Cellular component (GO): vacuolar proton-transporting V-type ATPase, V1 domain
Molecular function (GO): proton-transporting ATPase activity, rotational mechanism
Source: RefSeq, a predicted model, not a curated record